Molecule: messenger RNA, 11799 nt
Organism: Dermochelys coriacea (leatherback sea turtle)
Lineage: Eukaryota; Metazoa; Chordata; Testudines; Dermochelyidae
Gene: MBNL3
Product: muscleblind like splicing regulator 3
Exons: 9
Coding region: 1328-2407 (359 amino acids)
Molecular function (GO): metal ion binding
Source: RefSeq, a predicted model, not a curated record
UAAAUUGGACGUCUCCCCGAGUAAGGUUUCACUCAGCUUGGAUAAGGUUAGCAGAAUCUGACUGUGUGCUUUUCAAAGAGCACAUAUAGCGAUAUGCAACGGAAAAACUGUAGUCUUCAGGGGAUGGUAUUUUAUGUCUAAGGGCUUCUGAACGCAUAAAAUCAGGGAGAAUGCGCCUGUGUAAUCCGAUCUGUUCUUGAAAGCCUUGCGGAGGGCUGCAUGCUGCAGACAUAAGCUGUGUCAAUAAGAACUCUAUUCACUCUCUGAAAACAGCCUCGUGAUCCAGGUUUGAUUGGCAGCCUUCCUAAGGGAGGGCCUUUUUGAGCAAGAGCUUGGAUUUUGGCGGCACUUCUGACUGACUCGACUGCCUUUUCUACCUCCCAUUUAUUGUUCUUUCUUGUUCUUUCCUCGGCGCGAUAAACUUGGAUUUCAGAUCUGGAGGCUUCUUAGGGGAGCAGUGGGAAUUUCAUGCGAGGAUAACAUGAGUGCAAAGAAGGUUUCCUUUCUCACAAUGCAGCUCCUCAGCCAAAGCAGCUUGUAGGAAAGAGAAGGUGACAGAUUUAGAAGAAUAUGAGGUUGCUGAAAAGUGCCUUUCCUGAAGCCACUGCUGCUUGGAUUUCUGUCUAAGGCUGUCUCUCCCUCCCCCCCUUUUUUUUUAAAUUUGGCGUUGCUUGCAGUUCAUACCCUAACGGCAACUCAUCCAUCCCUUCCCCCCCCUUUUUUUCUUUUUACACUGUUCACUCAGCCAUUUUUUUCCUUCCCGAGUAUGUAGCAAAUAUUUUUGAGUGAUAACAUCCUUUCGCUCCUUUUAAUGCUCGCGAAUUGUCAUUUUUAGAACCCAGAAAUAAAAGGAAAAAAAAAAGUUUUCUGCCCAAGGAAGCAAAACAGACCAUUCCGCAAACAGAAGCGCUGCCAGCCGCAUAUGCUUUUUGCAAGAAUAAUUGAAACCAUUAAGUGGAGAGCACAGAAUUCUUUUGAAAGUCUGCCAGUUAUUUUCAAGUAAUUUUGGCAGUGGCACAAAAUAUAACACUUAUAUUUUAACUUCUACAAUUGCACUUUUAGGAGCUGGCCUCUCAUUUGAUUUUCAGUUAUUCUGAUAAGAUUUCUAUUUUAUGAUUGGCUUUAUGUUUAAUUCUUGUUGAAACAAACACAAUUUGACUUAAAUGAAAACCUAAGUGCUGACGAAUAGAAAUUUUACCAAAGCAACAAGUUAGUUAUUUCUUCACAUUUAACUUGAAUUCACUUUUUUACCCUUUUUAAAAAAAUCAGCAGUAAUAUUGUCCUAAAGAAGGGUGUGAUUGCUUGCGUUUUAAUUUUUGUUUUUAAUAUGGCUGUAAACGUUUCCCUGGUUCGUGAUACAAAAUGGCUGACUUUAGAAGUAUGUCGAGAAUUUCAGAGAGGUACCUGUUCUCGAUCUGAUGCAGAGUGCAAGUUUGCCCAUCCGUCACGGAGUUGCCAUGUGGAAAAUGGUCGAGUUAUUGCCUGCUUUGACUCUCUAAAGGGCCGGUGUACUCGAGAGAACUGCAAAUAUCUUCACCCUCCCCCGCACUUAAAAACACAGCUCGAAAUAAAUGGACGCAACAAUCUGAUCCAGCAAAAGACAGCAGCAGCCAUGUUUGCACAACAGAUGCAGUUCAUGCUACCGGGCGCUCAACUACAGCCAAUUACUACGUUUCCUGUGACUCCAUCACUUGCAACUAGUCCCACCAUGGCUUUUAGUCCCUACCUAAGUCAUGUUUCUCCUGGGAUGGGCUUGGUUCCUGCAGAACUUUUACCAAAUACACCUGUCUUGGUUUCUGGGAAUCCUACUGUUACAGUACCGGGAGGCUCUGUUGCUCAGAAACUAAUGCGUACGGAUAAAUUGGAGGUUUGCCGAGAGUUUCAGCGUGGAAAUUGCACACGUGGUGAGAACGAUUGCCGUUAUGCUCACCCCAUAGAUAUUGCAAUGAUAGACACAAAUGAAAACACUGUUACAGUUUGCAUGGAUUACAUCAAAGGCCGAUGCUCUAGGGAGAAAUGCAAGUACUUUCAUCCCCCUGCACACCUGCAAGCCAAAAUCAAGGCAGCUCAACACCAGGUGAACCAGACAGCUGCAACUGCAAUGGCCCUGCCGCCUGGUGCACUUCAACCUUUACCAAAGAGGCCAGCACUUGAAAAAAACAAUGGUGCCACCACAGUCUUUAACCCAAGCGUUUUCCACUACCAACAGGCUCUAGCUAACAUGCAGUUGCAACAGCCUACAUUUAUCCCUACAGUGCCCAUGAUGCACGGUGCUACGCCCACCACUGUGUCUGCAGCAACAACACCUGCCACCAGCGUCCCCUUCGCUGCAACAGCUACAGCCAAUCAGAUAUCCCAGUUAUCAGUAGAUGAACUGAGUAGCAGCAUGUUUGUUUCACAGAUGUAGAAGUUACCAAUAGAACACAAACUAUGUUGAAAUUCUGAAGAGUAAAAUUAUGGAGUUCCAGGACUUCUCGGUGGGAAGCUGCACAUGGCCUUUCUGUAUAUAUUCCCUCCUCCCUCAUUUCUUCCUCGACCACCUCUACAGUAAGCCUGUUGCAGCCUACAUGUUAACCAAAAACUGAUCAAUGGGAAUGUCAAAAAAAAAAAAAAAAAAAGCACUAUAGAAACAAUUAACAAACAGCGCUCUGUUAUAUGAGAUAUACAAGUAGACAAUUAUAAUAGACUUUUAUAACACAUUACUUUAACACACUUAAUCGUUUUAUGACUACCAUCAUAAGUGCAUCUGCACAGUGGACUGUUGGUUUACUGUAUACUAUCGAUGGAUAAAUGUUUGUCUUGUUUUUAAAGUGUUAUCUUACUGUUUUGUUUACAUCAUAGUCUAUUGAUUUAAAGUGUACAUCAUUAUCAAGUAUACUCAAUACCAUUUUUUUCAUUAUUGUUAUGUCUUAAGUUUUCAUAUACUGUAGUUUUCUGGGUUGGGGGGUAUUUUUGUUUUGGGGUUUUGUUUUUGGGGGUUUUUUUUUUUUUUUUUACUAAAAAUGUUACAGUGGGAAACAGGAAUUAUGUGCUUGAAAAACACGACAUAAGAAUGUUCUGUCCUUUUCUAUAGUUUGGUUGUUUUCAUCAGCUUACAUUGCUUGUUUUAAAUGGCUCCUUUUAAGAUCUAGAAUUUGCCUUCAAGUAGAGUCUCAGAUUCUGUCUUACAAAUGUUAUGAAGGGACAGCAGUCAUGUUAGCCCAGUUCAGGGGUUUUACAAAGUGAGUUGAGUCUUGCUUCCUGAAAAGGGAAACUUUGCUAUGUAAUAAACAAAAAACAUACACUCAGUAAAAAGUUAGAUAUCGGCUGAAGAGGGAGAUUCAUUUAGAAAGCAUCAGAACACAAGGAAUUUCUCCAGUUUUGCUGUCCAUUACAGUGCCAUCCUUAGCUCCAAAUGGCACACAGUUUUUCUUGCUAUUUAAUUGGUACCGUUAAAAAUCCCUCCCACAAAACACAUGAGUAAGCGAUGAGACAGAUUCAGAGGGGUAAAGGAAUCCUCCCCCACCCCUAGGAAUGGGUAAUUUUGAUUAAAAAUUACAAAAAUAACCCCCCCCACUCUGCCCAGGGAAGAUGUUGCGACCCCAUUUGCCCUUGUCUCCACUAAGUACGCUGCAGAAUUCAUUGGGAAAUUUGGUGGGGGCAUUCCCUGACAUUUCAUCAGCCUACCCCAGUAAUUUACUUCACCUUUAAGUCAGAGACAUUUCCCAAGAGCUUUGGCUCUUUAAAACAAAUAAACAAAGACAAACGACCCUUGAGUUUACCAGGCCUAGAUGGUUUUCAGAACUUUAACUCCUUGGAUCAGUGGACGCAUGUUGGUAUCUUUUGUUUGAUCAGGAGCGACAUUAGGGUUGCCAGUACCCCAGUCCUUCAUAUAAUGGAGUAAACUGAAGGAUGACCAACCCCCCAAGCCCUGCACAGCACACAGUGCUAUUCUGGCUUGGCUAAAGUGGAGAUACCAUUGCUAUGUUCGCCCCCAGCAUAAGUUCACUGACAUCAGUGGAGUUAUGCCAGAAAUUUAUUUGGCCUAUAAGUCUCUGAAUAACUGAAGGGUGUCAAUAGCAAGUAAUUGUUCAAGGACAUGCAAGCUGAUGUUAGGAGACUUUGGACAAAAUAUCAGGAGAAAACACUGGAAAGCGAGAUCGGUUAGAGCGUGGAAUAGCCUCCCAAGUGAUGUAGUUUGGCACUGUAAACAGAGAUCAAUGUGGGUUGAGAAUGUGUCCCCUAUACAUAGCCCUGCACUGGCAGAGGGGGUGCUCCAAACAACCUGGCCGACCUUUUCCAUCUGAGUGGCUAGUUUUUCCUGCAUUGGCUGGAGAUCUGCUGCUGAAGCAGCACCAGAAUAUCCCUAUCCCUCUGCUGUACAAGGCACGAACCCAGUUCCCGAGGGGCUAACCCCUGUAUGUCCAAAGGCCGAGCUGCUUAUAAACACAAUGGAGUCUGGUGAUUUCUGAGGAAAGCAGAGGGGCAGUGAUAUUAUGACUGUAACAAUGGCAUGUUCAAGGUAAAAUUAAUAGGUUCACUUUUUAACUUCUAAUGUUAGAGGCCAGAGCGCGUCCCCACCCCCAACCCCCCCGAGGGAAGGCGCAAUGUCCUCAUUUUGUGCCAGGAAAAUGUGGGCAGUCUGGGCCACUUGUUCUGUUGUGGUUUAUAGGCCUGGGCCUCUGAUGUGCAGAGCGCCUCCUGGAAGGGCAUUGAGCACUCAGUGCCUAGUGAUGUUGGUGGAGUUGAGGAUCAGGCCCUUACAACCCCGAGUACGAGUGCCGCCCUGAACUCCCAUUGACUGAGUGGUCGUCUUGUCUGAUUUCUGACAAACAUAUUCUUAUCUCCAUUUUGAUUCCUCACAUUGUGUAGUAAAUGUCCUUGUCCCGUCACCUGGCGCUUUCACCUGAGCACUUACAGAUGUUUGCUAACAUUACCAGUAACAGGUGCAAGUUAUGGGUGUCUGCUAGACACAGCUGGGACGUCACUUUAUGAUCUAGCUUUGGUUCCUUCAGAAACAAGAACCCAUUUAGAGUCCAUAGUCAGUCCACAUAGGGCCUGAACCGAGGGCAAUCUUCCUGUUGACUUCAGUGGGCUUUGGAUCAGGCACUAAGGAACAAAAUAUGGUAAUCUGUUAGCCUCAUGUAUUAACCUUUACUUGUGUCCUUACACAUUCCCCAGCUGUCAGCAUUCAAAACAUACGGUGUUGCCUGAAACUAGCAACGCUAAAAUAUAUUGGCUAUGAUAUACCUGUUCUUUUAACCACUGAGUUUCUGUUUCCCAAACUCAUAACAUUGUUAGUGGAAAAAGUGGAUUUGAGUACUUCCUGUCUGAAAUUAUUUGUGUAUCAAAAUGGGUUUUGCACAACCUGUGCCAGUGCCUCAACAAAGAACAGACCUGAUCUUCGUAAGCCAGAAAGGAUGUGUUCAAGCUUGUAUGGCUUUAUGAGUUAAAGGAGGUUGGAACGUUUUCAGUGCUAAAUGGAUUUUUGUAUAUCUUGACACUUUGAUGUAACCUCCUGUUUUAUUUAACUACUUAAACAUCUGGCAUAGAUGUGCAUAGAAUGUAAACCUAGAAUACAGCUGUUUUCAUGUCACAUUUAAAGCACUGAAAAAAAAAAUUAAGGGUUAUUUUUUAGUAAAGAGAUCCAAUGAGGGAUGUUCAGGGUAGAUAUAUUAGGUGCCACAACAGGUUUUAUAUUGCUGGCAGAUUUAGAGUUCACUUUUAAGUGAGUUUAAGGAAAGAAAAGCUUGAAGCACUAAAACUUCACCAAAUUCAAAACAAUCUCGGCAAAAAUGCCAUUUUGAGGUAGCACUAUUUAAACUAGUUGUGCAAUGAUUUGCUCUAAUUUUCUUUGUUCAAAAAAGAAAACCAGUCGCCAGACUAUAAAUUUCCUAAAUAGAUGCAUUCUAUUACAAAGUCACCACACUAGUUCGUGACUCUAAACAAAUGUCAUAAAAGCAUGGAUUUCAUCCUUUAUUUGACAAGAGAUGUAUGUAAGUUUGUUUAAAUCAAUAUAAUUUUAGUGACAUUUUUAUAAGCUUCCCAGUUUCCAUGAACCUAUAUUUUUUAUUUAUCCAAAGUUAUUUCUCUUUGUCCAUUUCUCUCAGCCUUAUGCAAACAAUAUGCAAGAAAUGCUGAAACUUGGAUAAAACGGGUCAUGCAGAGGGAAAAUGAAAGCUGAGAAUGAUCAUUUUCAUAAAAAGGUUGUUAGUAGUUUCAAUAAAAAUACUGCUACUAAACUGUAACAUAAGCAGACAAUAAGAGGGAUUUAAAAUAAAGUAGAUUCAUAAAACUAUUAAAAUUAUUUUUGUUAACUUCAGUGUUUUUAGUGAUUGGAAUCUGAUUUUGCAAUCAACCAUGUUUUUUAUUUUGAAAUUUCUAGUGGAUGAUUUUUGUCUUUGUAUUUUUGCAUCACCAUGUUAGAGAAAUCGUUACCUCUCUGGCCACAUCCGCUCCGUUCCAUUCCUGAGCACUCUGAAGCACUUUUCUCUCUGCCAUAAGUGUUGUCUCGUACUGCACUCAGAGUGUUCACAAAUGCACGGUGCUGGCUGGCUGCACUCUGCAAAACAAAACCUUUGCGCUCCCUGGGUGGCUUAUGGAACACUCUCCGUUCCUGUGAGGUGUUCUCUCAACAUACAGUCAGCUACGAAACACAAGUUAGAGUCCAAUAAAAAUGACUUUGUUAUACUCUAGCUGCACAAACAAUAAACACAGCUACUUAUAUGAAUAUGUGACUGUUGUAGAUACAUCUGGCCAGAUAAGGAGAUGCGUGUAUCUGAUCAAAUGUAUUCAUAAACUUACAUAUUCCUUCAUAAUGCAGUAGUAUAGGCUAUAGAACGUGCUAGUACACAGAAUGAUUGAGAAACUGGAGUCCUCAUUUUUUAUCCCUUGUACAUUUCACAUACAUGAAAAUUGAAAAAGGUGAAAUUUAUGAGGAAAAUCUAAUUUCCCAUUCCUGUUGAAUGGAUUUAGUGUGAUAUUGACCUGAUUUUACCAUGUGCCUGUUGAAGGCCUUAGAAUAUAUACUGUAUGUUAAUGACUGUAAUAACUUUAAAAAAAAUUAGUUGAUAGCCUAAUCAAAAUGUAAAUAUAACUACAACACAUUGUUACUAGGCAUCAACACAUUAAUUCAUGUCACAUUUUCAUUUCUUUACUGUUAGUUUUUAAGGUUUUCAUUAUUGCUUUUUGAUAUCUUUAGUAACGAAUGAAUUUAAUUUUGAAGGAGAAUUAGAGGAAGUUUAAGAUUUUUAAUACAUGUAUUCAACCCAUUUAGUUAUAUUCUAAACCAAUACUGAAGCAUGAUAAGGUAUAGAAUAUAGUCCAUAACUAGUUUGUAUAGUUUACAGUUUAAGAACAAAAUUAACUUUGUAUGUAACUCCUACAAUGAUAGAUUCAUUGUUAACUAAUUAUAUUAAGUUGUUGUUGCUAUGGCAACAAAACUACAACAUGGCUACCUUUGUAUACAUUAUUUGUGAUAUUUUCACAUGUAAAUUAAAAGUGAUGUGUAACAGUAUGAGCUUGUUAAAGGUACAGUUCGAUACUGUCAGAUAAAGAUAUGAUUGAAUAUUUUUAAAAUCCCAAAGUCCCAUGUGAAAGCUGAAUUUGUGUCUUUAGGUCACAUUUUCAGUCAAGAAGUUUACAACACAUGGAUUUAGAGUCAGGUUUUAUAGCUUGUAGAAAUCGUUGUGUGGCUAGGGUUAUUCCACAGUAUUUUAGGUUUUAAAACGUAGCACCCGGUAUUUACAAUACAGUAAUUGGUCUUCAUUUCAUUUCAUGUUGACAUCAUUGUGUGAAUUCAUCAUUAUCCAGUUUCAGUACUGUAGUCUUGCUGCAGUGAUUAUUUUUCCUGAAAUUGAAUACUCACAUGAUUAUGUUAAAAUCAGGGCUAAAUAAUUAAAUAUGAAUAUUUUAAUACUAAUUUAUAUUAGCAAAACCUGUACAUAAGAAAAAUAUUGUGGAAUGACCCUGUAACAGUGUUGAAGAUACAAAUAUGCUGCAGUUAAACUGAUUCAGUUAGUGUACGAAUGUGUGAGACACACCUUUUUUGCACUUAUGUACAUAGUCCACGAAAGAAAUCCUUGGAACUUAUUUUGAAUAUAAAAAGUCUGUAAUAAUACAGGAAAAGUUUGUAAAAGAGAUAGGUAUUACUAAGGCUUUGAAAAGGAGGAGUUUUUUGCUAUAAAACUUAUCUGAAAGCAUGAUGUUGCUUUGCUGUUGUAAAAGCUUUGUAGUUUGCCAUAGCUUACUAUACAGCAGACUGAUAACAGGUCAGCUUCAACCUGCAGCACAGAAAAUGGGAAACAAUACUUAAUUAAUUAGUAAGGUCAUUAGCAAAGAUUUUAAUUGCUUUUAUAGCAGCCCUACAUUUUAAAACACAUUCUAGAUCAUGGUUUUUAUAAGAAGUUAUGCUCACUAUGAAUCAUGUUAGGACCUGAAUGUCACAUGCAUUUCUGCUAGCCCCUAAUCUUCUAUCUAGCCAAUACUGUUUUUAUCUAUGAUAGAUACGUAUCAUUCCAACAAGUGUUGUAAAUGUCAAUGGGAAACUGAACUAUAGCCAUUCAUCGUGGAUUUUAUCCGCAUGGAAUAUGAAAGCUGGGAGAGACGUUUAAAGAGCUAACCAAGUUUUAAAGUGAGCAAUAAGCAAGUGGUGGAACUUGGGUUGUUUACGAUUGUCUUAGGAUACUCGUCAUCUGCUGCUAAACUGCCUUGGCGUUUUGUUAGCGCAAGAGCCGUUGAUCCAUGGCAAUAUUCGGUCAUGCCAACUGGAUUUCUCCGUGGUGGAGGUUCCAUUGUGGCCUGGUGGGCUGUGAGGUUGGAAUUUGAAUGCUGAUCACCGCAGUGGUGUUAGCCUGUUUCAUGGGUUAAAGUAGAAGAGGGAGCAGGGAACUCAGCUUCCCCUCUGCUCCUUUGCCUGGGGGAGCGCUGCUCCUUCCGCAGUGCCCUCUCCUCCUUGAAUGAGCAAAUUCCCCAUCCCCGGACAGGCUUCACCCCCCUCCAGGGAUGGGGAGAGAAUGGGACACGCUCUACCUGCAUCUUCUGACUUUCCCUUCUGCAAGGAAAGGUGGAUAAAUAACACCCAGAUCUGACGUUAAAAAAAUCUCUCUUGUAGCAUCUUCAAAUGGCCUCAAAUUCUGUCAGCUGCAUCCAGCCGUUCUGAGGAGGAAUCCACCCAAACCCGCCAUGCACUUUGCUUUUGCAUUCGUGCACAUUCUCCAUCCUGGUGGAGCAUAAAUGAUGGACUGUCUAGAAGUGAGGAAGGGGAAUCCCAGGGAUGUGCCUGGUUCUGUGCACUGCAGGUGCACCCAUCAUUUAGCUUGCCUCACUCCAGGCCUGCUGGGGGAAAUGAGUUCAUCUUCUCCCCUGCUCUUCCUCCUGCUGAAUCCUGUCACCAGCAAAUGGGACAGUGACGUGACCAUCAAAACCAGUGUCGACAGCCCCUAGAGUUGGUGAGCUCCCUCUCCUCUUGCGAUCUACUUGAGCCACUGCUUGCAGAACAGCAUCACAGCUAGUCAACAACUCCACACGUAAAACACCAGUGUUCAUGCAGCACUGAUGAGGAUAAAAGGUUGCGGAUGGGUGGAAGGCUGGGUUGGGGGUGUUUUUACUUUCACCGGGUAAGGGACAGAAAUCUGAUUGGCUAGCAGAUAUUUCUAAUAGGGCCCACUCCUGCAUCCCCUAUGCACCAGAAUUCCUGUUUAUUUCCCGGGGAGCGCAGGCUGGGCAAGGAUUUUAGAACAGUGCUCCCAGAAUAACAUAUAAUAACUCACCCGUGUUAGGAACUCUCAUCAGAGCUGUACACCACUCUGCACCUAGAAGUGUAUUUGUACGCCUGGCUGCUUGCCCUUCCGUGCCUUAUUGCAACGGCAUCAUUUGCUGAAAUAAAAUAUUAAAAUACUAAUGAUGAGGGGGAAAGAUUCAUGGGUUAAAAGAUCAUUUCCCCAUAGUAGAUGGCUGGGACCCAAAGGCAGGGGAAAGUCUGGGAUUCUUUUCCUGGUUCUGUUUUGUUCCAUUCUAAAGGUAUUUGAAGAGGCUGCAGGGCCCAGAACUGUGCCUGAGCCUCAAAGACACUAGCUGGUCCAUGACGCUGUCAGCUGACCUUUUCACCUUGAGAGGAACAGAGGAGACAGGGGAAACAUUGAUUUUUAAUUAGACCUGCAUUGUACAAUCACCAAAAGUCAGCUCAAACCAAUAGCAUUGUGGAACAGAAAAUCCUGGAGGUCUGUGAAAGGGCUGGGUUAGACCUUCAAAUUGGAUCAAAUGUCCCAGAUCAGCAUUAUGUAGUAGAAGUGGCUGAUAUUUCCAAUAUUUUCCCCCCAGCCAUCAAUUUUAGCACCUGAGCCUUCAUUCCUUACUGGGAGUUCAAAGAACUGGGUUUUAUAUCCUGACUAAGGAACGUAGGACUGCUGCAGAGUCCUCAAGGCUGUUGGAUGUUCACAGGGCCAGCUUCUGCCAUCAGUUAGGCCCCAGUUUGGCAAGGUACUUAAGGGCAUGCCUAAUUUUUGAAGUAGGUGAGUUGUCCUGGUAUCCUGGUGAAUCAGGGCUUUAGACCCAGGCAAUUCCAUUGACCUCAGUAGGGUAGCAUGAGUGUAACUAACGGUCGAAUUCAUCCUGUCGUCUUCAAAGUGAAAUAAAUGAGGAAAAACAUUUUGGAACUGUUGGCUCUUUCAUGGGCCCCAUAAAAAUCUAGGUUUGGCUUCUGUAAUUAGUUAGUUGGAACCAGUGCAUUAUUGUGUAACAAUGCAUGCCUGGGGGGCAGUGAGAGCUCUCGUUUGUUGUAAGUCAUUUUUAUAAUUAAGCUCAUUCUCCUUUGUAGGAUAAUUAAACAAAAAUACUUCGCACUAUGUGAAAUGAAUCACAGCCAGUAAAACUUUUUUUCACUAGAGUAAGAGAAGAACCUUUAAUCACGACACCACAGCUAAAAUCUUUGCUAGUGACCUUUACAGUCAUAUUCUCGAUCAUCAAAAUAAAAACUGCACAUGCCUCUCGAAUGAGAUAUUUAAACAUGCAAAAAUAACACAACUAUUAAAUAAAACUAAGUUUUUAUCCAAACACACAACAGAGAGAAUUACCUGACACAGAAUUACAAGGUUCCAGUUCUUUAUUACUGUACACAAAUGCUAUUUGAUAGUGGUGGAAGCCAAAUGAUUUUGUUGCCAUGGCUUUUGUAUCCUAGCAGAUGAGGGGAUGACGUGACCAUUUUUAGAUAGGCUUGUGGGAUUUUUUUUUUCAAAUUAGAUUUUAUUAUUAUUAUUUUAAAUCAUUAAAAAACCCAUCCAUUGUUAGUCACUUGACACUAGAUCACCCAUGAAAAAUAAUAGAGAAUUGUAUUUUAGGCAAUCACUAAAAUCAGGAAGAGAGUGUUCUCCUAAAUUUUCAAUUUUUAACUUAAAAAAAAAUAGAACAGUAGAUAUGGAAGUACAUUCUUCUUUUCCUAGACACUUCUGGUAAAACUUAAAGUAAGGGAAUCAUUAGACAGAUGUCAAUUUAAUUUAAUGAAAUAGUUUUAGGUUUUUUAAAAAAAAAAAAAAAACCUCUUAGCCCUAUGGAAUUGUAACAAAUUAAAAUAUCAUCAGCAAAUCCCAACAGAUAAAGGCUAUUGUGAUAUUUCAGUUCCAGAACAUAAUAUAGUUCAUUCCCUCAACUGCUAUCAACAAGGUGUACGCUUUGAAUUUAUUUUUCUUUUUGCCACAUUAUAUUGCUGUAGUGCUUGUAUGUGCUUUAGUAAUGUGCAUAAUGCUACUCAUUUUAGUAUGUUACUUCUAUAUUGUUAUUGUUUAUUUUUUGAUCUUUUAAUAAAGUGUAUAAAAUUCUUGGUUA